This is a messenger RNA of Parus major (Great Tit), 8118 nucleotides long. RefSeq names its product N-acetyltransferase 8 like (gene ASPNAT). NCBI's taxonomy places the organism in Eukaryota, Metazoa, Chordata, Aves, Passeriformes, Paridae. The record is from RefSeq and is a predicted model, not a curated record. Gene Ontology annotation, cellular component: mitochondrial membrane. Gene Ontology annotation, molecular function: L-aspartate N-acetyltransferase activity. Bases 246 to 1112 code for a protein of 288 amino acids. The transcript is spliced from 3 exons.
CGGGGACCCGCGGCCCCCCCGCCCUAUAAAUGCCUCUCCAAAAUGCAGCGGGGCUCCUUCCUCCCGUCCCGCCCGGCCGCGCUGCUCUGCGCCCCGCUGCCCGCGGGUCUCCGUGCCGGCUCCGCGCCCCGCUCCUUCCCCCUCCCCUUUUUCCUUUUUUUUUUUUAAUUUUUUUUUUUUUUUGUUAAUUUUCUGACACCUCCCCUCCUGUUUUUCUCCUCGCCCCCUCCCCGCGGCCGGUUUGCAUGCAUUGUCUGUCUCCCAAGAUGGUUUGUGAGACCAAGAUUGUGGCGGAAGAUCAUGAAUCAAUCCCGGGAUCCAAAAAAGACACGAUCAUUGUUUCCUCCUCCCAGAUGUGGCCCUCUUUGGCGGGCUCCCCUCCCUCACCCCCACCUCCCCUCACCCCACCAAAAGAAGACCCCAGGCGCGACAAUGUCUAUAUCCGCGAAUUCCACCCCUCUGAACAAGAGGUGGUGCGCCGCAUCUUUUACGAGGGGAUCAUGGAGCGAAUCCCCAACACAGCGUUCAGGGGGCUAAAGCAGCAGCCCCUCACUCAGCUGCUCUACGGGCUGCUGGCGGUAAUGUGCUUUGUUGUGACCAAGUCCUUCCUGCUGACCUGCUGUUUGCCCAUCUUUCUGAUGGGCAUGAGGUACUACUUCAGUAGAAAAGUUAUCCUGCACUAUCUCGAUUGUGCGCUGCACACGGACAUGUCCGAUAUUGAGCAAUAUUACAUGAAACCGCCAGGCUCCUGCUUCUGGGUUGCCGUCCUGGACGGCAACGUGGUGGGGAUCGUGGCAGCGCGGGGCAACGAGGAAGACAACACCGUGGAGCUUCGCCGCAUGUCCGUCGACUCCAACUACCGCGGCAAAGGCAUCGCCAAGGCCCUGGGCCGCAAAGUGCUGGAGUUCGCCAUGCUCAACAACUACUCCUCCGUCGUGCUGGGAACCACGGCCGUGAAGAUGGCAGCCCACAGGCUCUAUGAGUCCUUGGGGUUCAAGCACGUGGGUGUCGUCGAACAUUAUGCCCUGCCAGGGAUGACACGCUCCUUACUGGAGAGAAUGUUUUUCCAGGUCCGCUACCACCGCUACCGCCUGCAGCUGCGGGAAGAAUAAAAAAAAACCCCACCAACCAAAACAAAAAAAAACAAAAACAACAAAAAAAAAUUUCCCCCUUCCUCCCCCUUCAAAAAUAAUAAAUUACCCUUCUAUUUCUCAUCACCAUUGAUUUACCAAUUUUGGGUUAGAGUUUUUGUACCCUCACGUCAUGUUUUGGUUUGCUCCGUUCAGCUCGAUGGGCCGGCCGAGCAGCGCCCCUUCCUCGCAUGCUGUAGGUGGUGGUGCUGGGAGUCCUGCAACCCAGCGGGGUGGAGUGGAGCAGCGGCCUCUCCUUCCCAGGUACCUCCGUAAAGCACAGAAACUUACUGCAAAAUAGUACAACUGCUCUGGUGUACAUAGUCCUCUCCUUUUCCAGGUGUAAGAUAACAUAGUGAGAUGCAUUCAUAAUAGUGCAGAAAUAUUACUUGAAUGCAAUUUUCAGUAUUUCACGCAUCAGUAAGUAGAAUAUGCAUUCCUCUUACAGUAAUCUACUGGUUAAUAGUUUUCAGAGAAAAGGUGGGGGGUACACCCUGCCUCCCCGCCCCAACCCGCUUGCUACAAUGCAUGAAGAGGAAAGCGCGUGCACGCACUCAAACACAUCGCACUGCCACCACGGCACUGGUGUUGCACUUUUUUUGGAUGUGCCUCAUUCUGCCAAAUGUCUGAGAGACCCCGGGUGCAUCCGGUAACCACGACUCCGCUCCACCUCCCCCUCCUUCCUAAGCCAGCACAGACUCGGACCGGCUGAACUGAGCCCCAUUGUACCAUAGUGUGAAGUUAAGAUCAGAUCUAAGUAUCUCCUGCGCUGUUCCGUAGCCACACGUAACCUGCAGUCCUGGGCCAGACUCCGCAUGUGCGUUGGACUUUCUCUUUGCUGCCUUUUGGGGGUUUUUUGUUUGUUUUCAUCUUAUUUUUAAGGGUUAUUUUUUUUGUUGUUGUUGUUGUUAUUUUUAGUUUUGGCUUCUGCUGAAUGGUGUCGUUGAGGCGUAAUGGAGGCUGCAGUUCCUAUGGCAACACAUUUGCACAUUAAUGUGCGCACCAAAUCUCACCACUUCAGAGAAGCAACGUGUGACAGAUAAUAGCAUUUUGGGGAGCGCCGGGGUGGGGGGGAGCGUACUUAUUAUCUUAACCAGCUGCUUGUUUGAUAAAUGUAGAUGGCCUCACUGCAGCCUUCCAUCAAAGGUAAUUAACUGCUUUAAUGAUGUCAGAUUUGUGAAUUGUACAAUGCAAAAAGCAAUGCAAAGCAGAUUCGGCAUGUGUCUGUACCCGGUAUGUAUGUACAGUGCCUGCCAACUAAAGAAUAACCAAGACUACAGCUUCUUCUAGCCUGAGAUAUCAACUUUUAUAACUUAUUUAAACAAAUAGCAACUUUGCAUGAAUUACAUCUUGGGAAAAAAGAAGACUGGUAGGUUUUAAUUUUUAAAGCGUGGUAUCAGAGGUAUUACAGAAAACCAUUUCUGGCUGCACUUAAUUUCGAGUGGGUAGAGGGGUUUGGCUCUGCUAAUAUGUUUAAAGGGAAAACCCCUUCAGUUACUGGGAAAAACGAUUAUUUUAUGAAGUAUUAUGCAUGUGGUGAGGGGGAACCCCCACCUCAUCACGAUGAAGCUGGUGAAGGGGUAGAGCAUGUGUUAACCACGCUUGCAAAUACAAUGCAAGAGUCAGCAGGAGAGCCGCAGAAGGAAGGAGCCUUGGGCUGUGGGGAGAGGACAGGAGCCCUGGGGCAGAUCAGGGGACAGCCAGCACAGACCUUGGACAUGGGGUGCUGUCUGUCCUGCUCCUACCAGGAGCUGCCCUUUCCUCUCCAGCUGGAAGCUUUCCCAGCACUGAGACGUGGCCGGCGAUGCUGAUGGAGAGCAGGGGACGGGGCUCAGCCCAUCCCUGCAGGGCCAUGGGCCAGGCACUGAUGCUGGGGAUGGAGGAGCCAUUUGGCACAACCCCAAUUGCCCUUUCAGUGCUUGGCUUGGGCUCGGUCCAGCCUGUGAGGAGUCGGAGGGGCAGAGUCCCAGCAAUAAGGGGGUAAUGAGGAUGGUGAAGGACACUGUAGCAAGAGACCAUGAAUUUAAUUAACAAAAUUUCUGUAUGGGGCACUAUAUUUUUAAAAGUCUUUCUAUGCUGUACAUUUCUCCUGAAGCUGAAAUAAUGUACUGUUGGUAGGGGUUCUUGUAUAGUGUACAGAAAUCGGCAGAAUAUUUUCUUGCUGCAUUCAGUGAUUUAUUAACCGAAGUAAAACAGACAAAUAUAAAGUGUUAGCAAAAGUUGAAAGAAAAAACACAAAAGUUUGUGCCUUUUUUAGUUUAUUUUUCUGUUGCUAUAUAAUCACUGCACUAAAACCUUUCCAGAGGGGUAAAAAAAAACAAAAAGCAAAAACUAGUCUCUUAGAAAGGGAGGAAUAUGUAAAGGCUAAAUUGAGCAUUAAUUUUUUUAUUAGGCUAUUUAAUUAAACUAAUGUUGCUGGUUUUAUUUGAUACCUGUGCCUUUGAAGUAAAACUCCACAUCCUGUCAGAAAAUCCAAACCUGGAAUAAAUCCCACCAGAUCCCACAGACAGAGAAGUGUACCAUCAGGUUUACCAGUAUUUUCUUCUAAAACAUGUAAACUUUAACUGAUAAUAUUCCAGUAUCUGUACAUAAUAGUUUCCUGGGGAAGAGGUGCUUUGGAAAGGUGUGGCUUUGGGGGUGCUGCCUGCACUCCUCCCCAGCACACGGAAAUGCACUGAUAAGGAUUGAGAUGUUGCCACUUGGCUGGUAGCUGCCAAGAAAAUUUAUUCCCUUAAUGCUUCUGCCAGUUGCUUUGUGACCGGGCUUUUUGGAAAAAAUCCAGCUGGUUGCUCCCAGCUCUCUAGCUAGGACAGCUUGUUUCUGAAGGAAAGGGCUGGAUGCCAAAUAGGCUGGGAUUUGCUCUCCUUGGAAGAUGGCACAGGCUGCUAUCCCUGGUAGCAGCAGUGGGACAGGGGUGCACAACCUCCUGUGUUGUUGCUGCUCUCCCACCCAGAGCUGCCAAGGUUGGGCUUAAAAGCACCAUGUGAUACUGUUGUAUUGUCUGCAUUCAUGGGAAGUUUCCCUAAAUGCCACAGGUCAGGCACGGUUCUGGGGUCAGGGUUGAUGGGUUCUGGACCGUGCCAGGCUCACCUGCUGCCAGGGAAGUGUGUGGCCAGACCACAAUGCAGCUCACAGGGUGUUGAGGUGGAGCUGUCUUUGGCAGAUCCAGCCUUCUGCUCUGCAUCUUUCAGGGUGCCCUGGUUUAAACAAAGUGUUUGGAAAAGAUCAGCACAGUCCUUUCUCUGGGCCUGAGUCUCCUGACUCUCCUCAUCCCAGUUCAGUGGCUGGGUGCAUGAGGAGCAGCAUAAGGUGGUUGUGGGGUUGGUCCCAAGCAGAAGAGGUGGUGACCUGGACCUGGACCUGACCAGUCCUUGAGUCUUGAUUCCAACAGAGACUCACAUCAGUGUAAGAUGGGAUUUUCCUGAUUUCUUUUGGGGGUUUCUCUUCCCAAAGACAACACUGGCAGGAGUGUGAGGAAGAGUGGAGUGUCUCUUGGGUUUGAGCCCGAGGUUGGUAAAUGUGGUUAAGUAAGACCAGAUUUAGGUGGAGGAUGAAUUAGAGGUGUGAAGGCACUUCCCACAGGUGCUCUUGCUUUCAGUGCAGGUGGGCUGUCACAGCCCCCUGCCCUCGUGCUGCCUGCAGAGAUGCAGUUUCCUCACCUGGCUGCUCUCUCCUUAGAGUGGGAGCUGUUUUGCUAAUCCCUGUGCACUAGACACUGCUCAAGUGUCCUUUGUUUGGAGGGGCUUGGGACAGAGCCUUUACUCCUGAGGAAAGCACUAGGUGUUGUGUCCCAAAGUUAAAAAAAAGCCAGGAAAAUAGGGAAAAUUUGCAUUUCUGUGGCUGAGGUCCACAGCCUUGGGGUUGUCCCAGCCCUACGGUAUAGCCUGGGCCAUUCCCUGUGGAGUGAGUGGGAACUCCCUCCACAUCUUGAGCAAACUGGCAUCUCAAGCACAUGUCAUAUUUGGCAAUAAGCUCUCUGGGUAGCUUGGCCCCUGAACAGAUCCAGGCUGAUAAUGCUAAGCAAUCAAACCAACAAAAAAGUGGUUUCUAAUCUAACUUGAAAUCCUUAAAUUUGUAUUUGUUGUAAAUUCAUGCUGUUUUCCCUCUGUGAAGCAAGCAGCACCUGCAAGAUGCUUAGGAAAGGCAGCUGUGUCUGCUGGGAGAUGCAGAAAAGUUCAGGGCAUUGCCAUCAGUGGAGAGCUGUUCUUUUCCCUCCCCUCUGUCCCCAUAUGUGAUGUGGGAUGCUGUCUCUCAGAAAGCCUUUACCUUUCUCCAGAAGUGAUCCUGCUUCUUGGUCCUGUGCAUGGGUACAGUCUCCAGGACUCAUUUCAGAAUUGCUUUUCAGCAAAUGCAGGGAGCAAAUGACCUGGGGACAUCUGUCCCUGGGGCUGGGACCUGGUGUCAUUUCACCCCUGCGUUCUGCCCCAUGGGAAAUGAGGAUGAUUCUUUAGGUCAUGAUGUCAGAAUUUACUAGUCCCUGGGUAGGAGAGGCAGGACUAAGGGUCAGCAGUGGCUGUUGAGGUUGGGAUGUGCCUGGUGAGGUCCUGGUGCUGCACACCUGCAGCAGGAGCAGAAAGUGUUUGGUGCCAGGGGUGUCUUGGGCCCUGUCCUUGCUGUGGCCAACUGGAAGAACAGAAAGUCCUGUGGUCAGAAUUCCUAAGGGAACUGUGGUUUUGCAGAACCUUGUGCCAAUCCUUGCUGCUGCUGUUGCUCACUGAUCCACACCCAUAUGCGAUGCAAGUCUGCUGUCUUUUAAUUUGCUGGAUUUGCUGGCUGAGGUGCAAAUGGAUAAAACUGACUGCAGGGACUUCCAAAUUGCCAAACACACAAAAGUAGGAACCAGCUCUGGUUACGUCUAAAUUAACAAUCUCACUUUGGGUGUGCUGGGGCCUGUGUUUCAUUAGUGCUGGUGUGAUGCUCUUGGUAUGCACUCUACUUAAAGCUUAAUAAAGGCAUUUUAAUUUGACACUAACGGGAGUCUUGCAGUGGAAUAUACUGUACCACAUAAAGAAAAUGAAGUAAUGCUAACUGUUAAAUAAGCUUUAAAAUGCAAAAGGAAAAUUUUAUUUUUUUUUCUCCCUCAAAAUAGAUCCACAUAGAAUCUUGAGGAAAAAUUGGUGUGCUCUUGUAUCCCUCAGUCAUAGAGGCUGUACAACAGAGCUUAUGCUUAUCUCCCACCAAAACCUGCUACCUGCACGGUGCUUGGGAGUACCUUUCAUAGAAAAUAAUCAGGAGAUUAAUGUGAACAACUGAGAGUUUAGUCAAAAUACAGUAUUGUUUAAAAUAACAAGCUCCAAGUCAGCAUUUGGAGUUUGAUCAGAGUUAAAAUUGCUGUUCAGUGCUGUCUUUGUAUUGCACAAUGGCCACCUGUGGGAGAGAACAUGCUUUUAACAUCUAAAUAGCAGAAGACAGACCUAGUGAGACCAAGAGCAUAACAAAUAAAUAAUGUAACUGUAAAUUUAUUUACAAGUAACACAUUUGAAUGCAGAAGCUACUGCGAUGAAAACAUAAUGAACUUACAGCUAAUAUUGUUUCCAAUUUCUUUUCCUCCAAAGCUUAAUCCUUUUGCCUUGUAAUAUGUAUAUUUGAUUUUUUUUUAAUGUAAUUAGGUUUAACAAAGCAUCAGUUGCUUUGUGAGUUGUACUUAUGAUUGUGCUGGGCCGUUAGCUUUAAGCAGUUUGUGUGCUUGUGUUAUUUUAUUAAAGCAAAAGUCUUCUUGAGACAAAUGCAGUAAAGGAAAAAAAAAUAAUAUUUUUGGUAGUGUUAAGCAGAUGUGUGGUAUGCAUUUGGAAAAUGUCCAAUGUCAGUUUAGAAAAAAAAAAUAACAACCAAACAGGCUAAAUUGCUUCCCAGAACUGCUCAUGUUUAAGGCAGUGGCUUACUCACUCACACCUAAAUAGAAACUUGGAUUCCCCAAACAGCCUUUUACUCUGCAUCUCCUCACCAUUGUACAAGACCAAUGUGAAAUGAGUCUUGUGUUUUCUAUGUUCAGCAUAGUAUGUACUGUACUUUGUAACGGGAAGUGGCUACAAGUCCUCAAAGAAAAACGAACAUAUUCUAAAACAGCAAUAAUUAUCACUGUAAAGCAAAAGAGCAUGUGGGGGAGAGCCCAGGAAGAUAGUUAAUGCAGGUGAUGCUGUUAGGAGCACGCUGCCAGCAGUGUGUUCCUAAGGGGUGCUGUUGCACCUGGGGAGCAGGAUUAAGUACUAGGGAAGGCCAUCAGUCUCUGGAACUGGAUGUCACCUUGGCAGAGAACCUGCCUGUGUGGGGUCCCUAGAGCUGAGUCAUUGUGAGCCCUUAGGCAGUGCAGGUUUUUCACCACAGUUAAAGGUGGUGAGUUAUUGCAAAUACCAUUCCUGGUGGGAGAGACAGACAUAAGGUAGAGCUGUCAGAGUCACACAGAGGAAGGUAAACACUUAUUGCUGCAGUCUUGUAACCCAGCAUAUUCUGCUAGUGCACUUCUGGGGCUCAGCAAUGGCAGAAAGCAGAAUCAAUUACACUAAUUUUCUGUGGAGGGAAGCAGGAGUCAGCUCUGUUGGAAAGCUGUUUGCAUACCAACAAGGUAGCAAUGCAAACCGUUCCCCUGGCGUGGCAGGGUGUUAAGAUGUGUGUGAGUUAUCCCUUGGUGUGCUUCAGGCUUUUUGAGCCCCAGCCUCCAAAGCGUGACCCCGCUGCAGCGAGGUCUCUCCAUGCGCAGAGCCCCGGGAGCCAGCCAGCUCCCGAGGGACAGCAGGGUGUCCUCAGGCAGGGGCAGGCGAGGUGCUCUGGACAAAUGACUUGUAGGUACUUAAGUUCUGUUCCUGAUGGCCGCUGUAACUGUGAAAAUUAACCAGACCUGCUGUGAUAAAUUUGGUUAUAUAAGGUUUAUUUGGUUAAUUUUUUAUAAGUGAAAACUGAAAAGAUGAAAGAGAAUUGUAAUAUGAAAGCAACUGCUGUAAAUAAUGUACGAAUGAAUAAAAUCCAAAACUUAUGUCAGUUUUUUCCUAAA